AUGGCAUUAGCAAAUAGAAGACCAGUUGGUUUCCCAAUGACGGAUUCCACUGUGACAACAUCAACAACUUCACCAGCUUUUAAACCUCGUCGUUUAAGUUUAAAUGCUACAGAUCCAAAAUCAAAAAUAAAUACCAAGAUUGAAUCUGUUAGUUCUUCUUCAUCAAAUUUAUCUGAUGAUACGGAUGAACAACUAGUUGAUGAUUUAAAAAUUGAAGAUGAUGAAGAAAAUCAAAUUUUAGAAGAAGAUCAUGAUGUUGAUAUGAAAGAAAUGACUCCAGAAAAAUCUUCAAGUCCAGAAGAUUUUAAAGAUGUUUCUCCAACUAGUACUAUUGCAACUUCAAUUAGUUCAAGUUCAAAUUCACAAUCUGAAAAAUCAAACGAUUCCAAAGAUUCAUCAACAUCAACAACAACUACUAAAAAGGAACCAAAACCAAAAAAAUCAAAAGCUGAAAAGGGAGAUAAACCAGAAAAGGAAAAAAAACAUAAUAAACCUUCAACAAGAGCUCCAAUUGCCACGGGUAUUUCCACUACAAUCCCAGUCACAGGUGAACGUCCAAGACCAACUCAACAUUCUUCAUUAGAUGAUGGUGUAUUAUUUGCAAUUUUUGAAAUUUUAUUUGAUAAAGAUGAUGAAGGUAAAGGUAUGACUGUUAAACAAAUUUGUGAUAUUUUAGUUGAAAGACAUCCAGAAAUGGCAAAUUUAUCAACUAAAACUUCAAAUUUAGUUUCUGCUAAAUUAAAUGCUUAUGUUAAAAGAGUAGAAAAGGGUGAAAAAUCUUUAAUUUAUUCACUUUCAAGAGAAUGGGCUGAUGCUUCUCCAAAAAGAAUGGUUUAUGUUUAUCGUGGGUUAUUAGCUCCUGAUUAUUAUGUUCAUGCUUUAGCUGCUAUUGAUGCACAAAAAUCUCAAGAACCAACAAAAUCUUCAACACCAAUGGAUGGUGAAUCUGAAGCAAAAUUUGGUGAAAGAUUUACUCCAUUUGAAUCAUUAAAUGAUGGGUUUAAUGGAAAUUCCAAUGGUAAUGGGAAUCAUGAAAUUAAAAGAAGAGCUACUGCUUUUGAUUUAGGUGUUACAAAACAUACAUUUGCUGAUUUACAAUUGGAUUAUUCUUUACCACAAUUAUCUAUUCCUUAUUCAGCUGCUCCAGUUACUGCUUCAUUAGGUUUAGGUUCAACAUUAAAAUCUCCAACUUCUAUAUCAAAACAAUAUAAAUCUCCAAUUAUUUCAGAUGAUUUAGAUUUAGAUGAUAUUUCAGAAAAUUUUCAACAAAAUUUAAAUGAUGAUGAAGAUGAUGAUGAUGAUUUUUUAUUAGAUGAUGAUUUACAUUUAAAAAUUACUUAUCAUAGAAAUAAUAAAAGAUCAAAAUCAAUGUCAUAUUUAACUUCAAAAAAAUCAAGAACUUUAACAGUUGCUGCUGCUGCUCCAAGAUUUUCAAAAGUUGCAGUUUCUCCCUCUCCUUCUGCUGCUGCCGCUGCUGCUGCUUUACAUGCUGCUGCUUUAGAAGGUUUAUCACCAGCUGGUUCUGUUGCUACAGGGAUUACAACUAGUUCAAAUCCAUCAAAUUCACCAAAUUCAUUAAGUUCUAAAAGACAAUCAAUGAGUUGUGAACCACCAAUUGCUGCUAAAUGGUUAAAAGCUGUUAAAGAAGGGUUUUUAACUCAAGAUAUUGAAACUCCAGAAGAUAUAUCAUUAGCUGAAUUGGAUUCAUUAUUAACAUGA
Molecule: messenger RNA, 1719 nt
Organism: Hansenula ciferrii
Lineage: Eukaryota; Fungi; Ascomycota; Saccharomycetes; Phaffomycetales; Wickerhamomycetaceae
Product: Polycystic kidney disease protein 1-like 3
Exons: 1
Coding region: 1-1719 (572 amino acids)
Source: RefSeq, a predicted model, not a curated record